Messenger RNA from Prunus armeniaca (apricot), 213 nucleotides. Lineage: Eukaryota; Viridiplantae; Streptophyta; Magnoliopsida; Rosales; Rosaceae. The record is from the annotation of a GenBank genome assembly.
AUGUUGAGAACCUGUGCCCUACAGUUUCGAGGUGACUGGGAUGAGAAGUUGCCACUUAUGGAAUUUGUCUAUAAUAACAGUUACCAGGCGAGAAUUAAGAUGUCCCCAUAUGACGCCUUGUAUGGGAAACAGUGUAGAACUCCAUUCUAUUGGGAUGAAGUGGGUGAGAACAUAUUGGAGGUGUCCAAUGAUGUUGAACGGACAAAGGAAUAG